UACAAUAGAAAUAAGUUGGUACGUUAAAGGCGGAGGAGGAGACGAAACUAAAUUUCUGAAGAAUACCUUUCCCUCCUCCUCUCAAACCCUAAUCUCCCUUCCCCUCAAUUUUUCCUUCUCAAUUCACCUUGUAUUCGAUAAAAUCACCAAUUAUUUUUUUAUAAGUAAAGAACGAAUUGGUGCUUUAUCCAGAUUAGAUCUUACCGUUUGAUUUGGUGGAUUGAUAUCGAUUCGAGUUUUUUUUAAAAAAAAAAACAAAGAAGCCGAAUGGGGAAAAAGAAGAAGAGAGGAGCCGUAGAUAAAGUAUGGUGCUACUAUUGCGAUAGAGAAUUUGAAGAUGAGAAGAUAUUGGUGCAGCAUCAGAAGGCCAAGCAUUUCAAGUGCCACGUAUGCCACAAGAAGCUGUCCACCGCCGGCGGUAUGGCCAUCCAUGUUCUCCAGGUUCACAAGGAACAAGUUGCCAAGGUUCCAAAUGCAAAACCUGGAAGAGAAUCAACGGAGAUUGAAAUUUAUGGAAUGCAAGGAAUUCCGCCCGAUGUCCUGGCUUCUCAUUAUGGAGAGGAUGAUGAUGAGACUCCUUCAAAAACAGCUAAAGUUGAUUUCCAGACCUCCCAAAUUGUUGGUGGUGUGAUGCCAGGAAUGGCAAGGACCGGGUAUCCUCCCCAGACAACUAUGGGAUCAAUGCCUCAACCAUAUAAUCCCAGGCUACCUGUGCCCCAAGUUGGUUGGCAAGGUCCACCACGCCCACAACACUGGUUUAAUCAACAUCAAGCUAUUUCAGUUCCACCUACACAACCGGGGUUGCCUCCACAACCUUUGUUCCCCGUUCAUAAUAUGCGGCCGCAUAUGCUAUCUGCAACACCUCCUAUGCUUCAAUCAUCCUUGCCGAUCACUCCCCCAGGGAUGCCCACAACUACACCAUCAGUUCCUGUUUCUCAACCUUUAUUUCCUGUUGUUCCUAACAACAAUAUUCCUCCUCAAAGUUCGCCAUUUUCUGCUCCUAUGCCUCCAAUGAGUUUACCUUUAAGCUCUUCUUCAGAAAUUAAGAGUGCGGAAUCUCACUUUGGCAACACUUUGCCAACAAAUAGCUAUCACACUCUGGGACUUACAGCUGCAACUCCUGUGAAUGCACAUUCUUAUGCCUCUGGUCCAAAUACCGGUGGUCCGUCUAUUGGGCCACCUCCAAUAAUUGCAAAUAAGGCUCCAGUUACUCAGUCUGCAACUAAUGAGGUCUACUUAGUGUGGGAUGAUGAGGCUAUGUCCAUGGAGGAAAGAAGAAUGUCAUUGUCGAUGUAUCAGGUGCAUGAUGAGAAUACCCAGAUGAGCUCAAUUGAUGCAGCAAUUGACAGAAGGAUAUCGGAGAGCAGACUUGCUGGUCGUAUGGCUUUUUAAAUGAGAUCACGCCUCAUUCUAACUUGGUGCAACGGUGGGAAAUGUGUGUCUUUAGAGAUCCUAAUUGAAAUAUCUGCCAGCUCUAACCGGCUAUCUUUGUUGCACUUCUUUCUGUUUAUUCAAGUGUUGUAAUAUUUAGGGAAUGGGUUUGCAGGAUAGCCCCUUUAUAUCUAAAAGAUCUCAAAUCAAAUUUUUUUUCCUUACAGUAUUAGUAGUUAUCCAAUCAUGAGUCAUAUAUAAAAUCAUAGACCAAGUACGUUGUUGCCCUAAUGAGGUUUAUGCAUUUGGGUUAUCUUUGAAUUUCCCAUGUCCAAGUUUUGUUUGAUAUUAUGGGCUUGAAACCUUGUCUUGAACGUUUGUAUUCAAUUACAGUCUAUUUAUUUGAAUGACAUAACAAAGU
Molecule: messenger RNA, 1792 nt
Organism: Erythranthe guttata (spotted monkey flower)
Lineage: Eukaryota; Viridiplantae; Streptophyta; Magnoliopsida; Lamiales; Phrymaceae
Gene: SUF4
Product: zinc finger (C2H2 type) family protein
Biological process (GO): regulation of DNA-templated transcription
Cellular component (GO): nucleus
Molecular function (GO): DNA binding
Source: RefSeq, a predicted model, not a curated record